Messenger RNA from Misgurnus anguillicaudatus (oriental weatherfish), 5115 nucleotides. It is a transcript of the gene dyrk2, whose product is annotated as dual-specificity tyrosine-(Y)-phosphorylation regulated kinase 2. Gene Ontology annotation, biological process: peptidyl-threonine phosphorylation; peptidyl-serine phosphorylation. Lineage: Eukaryota; Metazoa; Chordata; Actinopteri; Cypriniformes; Cobitidae. The record is from RefSeq and is a predicted model, not a curated record. Gene Ontology annotation, cellular component: nucleus; cytoskeleton; cytoplasm. Gene Ontology annotation, molecular function: protein serine/threonine kinase activity; ATP binding; protein serine/threonine/tyrosine kinase activity.
UUGGAACUCGUUGGUGAACGCGCUGUGCGUUGCGUCCUGCUUGGGGAGGGGUGAGAAAAGAAGGUGGAGGCAGUUAGAUAGAUAAACCCAGACAACACCCUAAACCGGUUUAUAGUAUAUACCCAGCGACCGUACGUGAGCGAUGCAUCCAGGAUCAUGCGAAUGCAACGGAGCGCGCAGCGUUUCAUAGGCCGCAGAGCGCGUACCGGCGCAAAGCCAUGCGCUCAUCUUUGUUUGUUUUUCGCGUUUCCAAGCGAUGAUAAAGCGCGGUCGGGUCGCGUUUGACGAAGCCCAUAGAGCUUGGAUGUAGCUGAUUGGAGUAAGCAGCAGUCAGUGGGUGAUCACAGGGGUGGGGGAGAGACUCUCAAGUGGGCUUUCUGCGCGUGUGUGUGUGAGAUUCUCCAGCGGCCAUGUUAACCAAGAAACCCUGCGUUACUGCUGCCGUCUACCCGACUGGCAAAGGGGGUGAGAUCUGCCAGGUACAGUCUUCCCCUGGACUGGGUGCCGGGGGUCCCCGGGUUGGAGCAGGGACAGAGGCCACAUCACCCGUUACAUUACCCCCACUCAGGAACAACAACUUGCUUACGGCUGGAGGCAAUAAGCACACAAUGAACGACCAUCUCCACCAGCAGAUCCAUGUUCAACAGAUGUUUGAGGAGAACAGCAACAAGCGGACUGUGUUAACUGCACAACCCAAUGGGUUGACACCCGUGAGCAGGACGGGUUUGACCAUGCCGGAGAAACCGCAAGAUGGCACCCAGUGUCGACAAGGCAGCUCAACCUCAAUCAAAUCAACCGAAAGCAAACCCAAGCCUGCUCCUUUGACUGCAGAGCAGGCAAUGAAACAAAACAUGUCCAAGUUGACAGUGUUUGAACACCAAGAGAUCUUUAACUACUCUGAGAUCUAUUUUAUUGGUCCAAAUGCAAAAAAACGACAAGGCGUAGUCGGGGGUUCAAACAACGGAGGUUACGAUGACGAUCAGGGCUCCUAUAUACACGUGCCCCAUGACCAUAUAGCAUAUAGGUAUGAGGUACUAAAGGUCAUCGGAAAGGGCAGCUUUGGCCAGGUAGUGAAAGCGUAUGACCAUAAAAACCACCAGCAGGUGGCGCUCAAAAUGGUGCGCAACGAGAAGCGAUUCCACCGGCAGGCGGCCGAGGAAAUUCGUAUCCUGGAGCACUUGCGAAAACAGGAUAAGGACUCGACGAUGAAUGUCAUCCACAUGCUGGAGAACUUUACAUUCCGCAACCAUAUCUGCAUGACGUUCGAGUUGCUCAGCAUGAACCUCUAUGAGCUCAUCAAGAAAAACAAGUUUCAGGGCUUUAGUUUGCCACUGGUGCGCAAGUUUGCACACUCCAUAUUGCAGUGUCUGGACUCAUUGCACAAGAACAGAAUCAUUCACUGCGACCUCAAGCCGGAGAAUAUCCUCUUGAAGCAGCAAGGACGCAGCGGGAUAAAGGUGAUCGACUUCGGCUCCAGCUGCUAUGAGCAUCAACGGGUCUACACUUACAUCCAGUCGCGCUUUUACAGGGCCCCAGAAGUCAUUCUGGGCGCUCGGUACGGGAUGCCAAUUGAUAUGUGGAGCUUAGGUUGCAUCUUAGCGGAAUUACUUACGGGGUACCCUCUCUUGCCCGGAGAAGAUGAAGGGGACCAACUAGCCUGUGUCAUAGAGCUGCUGGGUAUGCCCUCCCAGAAGCUAAUCGAUUCAUCUAAGAGAGCCAAAAAUUUUAUCAGCUCGAAGGGAUUCCCCCGCUACUGCACAGUCACGACUUUACCCGACGCCUCGGUGGUAUUGAAUGGGGGAAGGUCUCGCAGGGGGAAACUUAGAGGUCCACCAGGAAGCAGGGAGUGGGUGACUGCGCUCAAGGGCUGUGAAGACCCCCUGUUCUUGGACUUUCUAAAACAGUGUCUAGAAUGGGACCCGUCCCUGCGUAUGUCCCCGAGUCAGGCCCUCCGCCAUCCUUGGCUCAGAAGACGUUUGCCAAAACCUCCCACUGGGGAGAAAACUACCGUAAAGAGGAUCACUGAGGGUACCGGUGCUAUAACGUCAAUCUCCAAAUUACCUCCCCCUUCUGGCUCGGCCACAAAGUUGAGGACUAACUUGGCACAAAUGACUGACGCCAAUGGGAAUAUACAACAAAGGACAGUGUUGCCAAAACUAGUCAGCUGAACACUAAAUAUGUUUUCUUUUACAUUUAAAUUUGUGCAAAGCUGAGCUUUCAGACGUGUGGCAUUUUUAGGAAUAUUAGGUGUCUUUAAUGCAUAUCCAUCAUCUAUGAACUGCUUUGUAGCACCUUUUGUUGGAUUUUACUAGGAACGCUAAAAUGGCCAAGAAAGGGGGAACAACACUUUUAAGUUUUUAUCUCAGGGCUUGUGUAAAAAGCUGCUUUGGGGAGCAUUCAUUCAUUUUGGUCUAUAAUGACAAACAGUCCCAGGUGGUAUAAUACCAAAAUCAAGUAGCAUUACAAGUAAAAGGCCUUGCUACAUUGAAGAAAUGCAAGAAAAUGUUUUUAUUUGUGCUUUUGAAAUUUUAACCCCUCCCACCCUUAGAUCAUGUCAGAUAAAUAGCACAGUAAUGGAUGAGGAUUACAAAUGCAUUUCACUAAAAGCUAUGCGAUUACAUUUCCAAGCAUCUGCGUUUUCAAUAUCAAGACUAGAUAUUUCAAUAACAGACUUUUAAACUAUAGUAUGAGAUCGUAAUGGAGAUUGGACGUUGUAGACUGUUAUGAGGUAGCAAAGGGAAACAAUGUUUACAUGAUAGACUCGGUAUGUGCCUAUAAAUCUCUUGACAUUCCUUAAAUGAAAUGAAAUGAGGAAAAAAGAGUGUCUACAGUCAGUCGACGGUGAUAAUAGACUGAUGGCAAAUGUAAGGGAACGGUUUGGGUAUGGUUUGACUGAGAAGAUACUGUAUUUAGCAGUACUGACAGGUGUAAUUAUAAGCUAUUCUCUGGAAGAGGUGCUUUUGAGUGCAUAAUGUCCUGGAAGGAGGAUAACUUUGGUGCUUUACCUUUUUUAUGAAGCGUUUUUAUAGCUUGCAACUUAACGCUCAUGGAACAAAACAGUGUUAUUUAAAGAAUUAAACAUUGCUACCAUAGUAAGACUGAAGGUUAGAGUCUUGAAUUGCUUUUUGUCUUUAUUGAUGCGUUUUUGUGGUGACUAGAAGGGCUACAUAUGAAAUAAUAGGAAGACAAGGAUGUUGUUUUUACUUUAAUGCGAGCAGGUAUUGAUGCAAUCUGUAAGACUGUGUUCGAAUGUCAUGCUAGAAUCAAGUCUUGAAUCAAAUGUAUAACCACUUAGACAAUGCCGUUUUUAAUGUUACGUACCCCUAUAUUGUUAUGUACAACAUUGUGUGGACUUGCUAAUAUCAGGCCAGAGUUAAAAUUCUUAAAGGUUGUUCCCUUUUUUUUUUAAAUUGCUACAAAGGUUUUUAAAUACAUAAAUAACAAAUCCAAAACAGUUUUAAUGAUUUGACAUGUAAUGUUUCAUAUUAGAACAUAAACAAAGGCCAUUUUUGUAGCAUUUGUGAAAAAAAUAAUUUGACUGACAUGGGUGUAAAAGUGUUGGUAUAGUUUAACUUAUUUAUUUUCUUUUUAUCGUUUCCCUAUGAAGAGCUAAUAUAAAUGAAACCAGUGGCCUGAACGUGUGCCGUUGGCUCUAUAUCUAAUGUACGUAAUUUGUAAUGCACAACAAAAUCUAUCUGCCACUACUCUGAGACCCGACUCCAGCGGGAACCAGUCCUGCUUGCUGUCAACCAGUCAUGAAUUGUGGGGGUGUGAAAAGUGGUCGAUUAUGGGCUGUCAGGGAGUCCAGCUUAGCUGUAAUGCUCGUGUCGAUCCCCACGCCCCCCUAUCAGUGACUGGCACAGUGCCCAACAAGGGCCUGCUGCACACUGCUCAGGGGCCCGGGCCCCUUUAGAUGCCCGUAGUGCUUUACAGAUGCAAAAGUAUCCUGCCAACAUCAGCAGGCAUUUCAUAAUGUACUUUACACUUUUUUACUCUUCUGUGAAGCAGUGUGCCCUUAGGUGUAAACAAUGUGCCUUUGGUUAUCAAUGCCAUUAAUUUCAUUUUCAAACAACAUUAUACUCCCUUCCACUUACUUUUAAAGGUGAUCCUCUUGCACAUUGCCCAAAGAUACUCCCCAAAUCUCAUUUAAUGGGACUUGGGAGCAAGUGGCCGAGCAGGUUAUACAUCCAGUUCAGACACGUUUUUCUUUAGUCAAUAAUUUUAGAAGAGAAUUCCUUCUCUUUUUCUAACAGGGAUGUCUUAGUACGAGACAACAAUCCUUUCUCAAUGACUAGUGUCUUCACUACUGCAUUCAUGUUGUCUUAACAUCAAGUAUUCAAGGAAAUGACAAUAUAAACGAGAACACAUUUUAAUAUUUUACCUCAGACUGUUGUAAUAUUAUUGUACUUUUUAAACCCAGGGCAUUUGGUAAAUACCAAAGUGCAUUCCUUUCUGUGUUAGUGGCUAUAAGGAAAAGAAGCCAGAUUUUUAUUUUUUACCUGAAUAAGAGACACUCAAUGGCAUAUCUUGAGUAUGAUAAUCUGUGGAGAGAAAGGAUGGGAUCUAUCUGCCAGUAACACCGCCUGCUAUAAAGUCAGAAAGAUGUAGCAUACCUCCAAUCGUGGUUGGAUGUAUCUUUCAAGGAGUUAAAAAAACUGCAACUCCCAGGAACCCACAGCGAGUCAGUUAACAUCCCAGUGUGCAAUACAGCAGUAGCAUCUUGGAGGCAGAUGGAAGUAGAUGGCCGAGAGUUACUUUUUAUGACUUAUGAUAUAAACAUAUGCCCUAACUCUUGAAUCGGUCCUUUGUAAACACAUAUUUAACUGAGGAACAAAGUUGACGUUUGUAUUCAGCCACAGAAACGUACUGUACAUAUGUGAAUUGAGAAUUCAAUGUGGAUGUGUACAUAUGUAUAAUGUUUUUAUUUUGUGAAAUGCUGCUGGAACACUACAUUUAUUGCUGUAGUGGGAGUUUAACAUUGGCGGCCAGUUUUAUGAUACUGUAUGUAUUGUACAGCUGAUGGAAGAAGUUCUUUUCUAGUGAUCUUUGUUAAAUUUUAUUGUUGUGGCUGGAAGAUAUUAAUAAUAAAAGUUUUAAUGUCUCAUCUUUACAAAA